AUGGCUACAAACUCAAGCGAUAUGGGCGAAUCUCAACCGUCAGCCACUGGCGCAUCGGGCGCACCUAUCGACUGGGCCGUAGCGUUUGAAUCGCCGGAAUUUCUCUCUGGCCUCCAGACAGCGCUCGGCGGUGUGGCCAAUUCUACGCUGCCUCGACCCGAUCAUUUGGAGCAGUUGGGCGACUCUAUUCCCUCACAACCAACUACAUCGAGUGCGUCAGCACCAGGUAACUUGUCUGUAGCUCAAGGUAUGUUUCACGUCAGUGUCGCAGAAGUAAGUUCUUCAUUACUCCCACCUCGGCCAUCGCUUAGUGUGUUCAACCCCACCGACGACAUUCCGUCUGUUACUCCUGCCCCUAACAUUAUCCAAACUCUCAACCUUGGUCCAGAAGAGAAUGCCUUCAGCUUGGGCGUCGGUCGUGCUCCGAUUCCACGUAUGUUGGUCUCGAAAAUCCUCUCCAAUCAGUUCAUUGAACUAACAGAGCUGCUGCCCAAGAAUUUGGGAUCUUCUGCGUCAGAUCUGGACAUUUUGUCGUGGACUGAAUGCUUCAUUACAUAUAUAUUGGUUAUGAUUACUUUCCGUCCGCACCGGGCACACGAUCUACUCGAGUAUAUGGCGCUUAUUAUACGCACAGCCGAGCGUUUCGACGGCAGAGCCUGGUCUCAAUAUGAUCGCGCCUUUCGUCGUGAAGCCGAAGUUAGUAAUCUCAAGGAUUGGAGCGUUGUGCGAACGGACUUGUAUAAUUUCCACACGUCGGCAAUAAAUCGUCGCGUUAAUUUUGAAUCAACCGGAGCGAUGCCUCGUGCCGGACCUAUGGCACUGUAA
Molecule: messenger RNA, 825 nt
Organism: Paramuricea clavata
Lineage: Eukaryota; Metazoa; Cnidaria; Anthozoa; Malacalcyonacea; Plexauridae
Source: the annotation of a GenBank genome assembly